Pseudozyma flocculosa PF-1 is the source of this 1206-nucleotide messenger RNA. RefSeq lists its product as uncharacterized. The transcript is spliced from 3 exons. NCBI's taxonomy places the organism in Eukaryota, Fungi, Basidiomycota, Ustilaginomycetes, Ustilaginales, Ustilaginaceae. Gene Ontology annotation, cellular component: RNA polymerase II transcription regulator complex. Gene Ontology annotation, biological process: positive regulation of transcription by RNA polymerase II. Bases 1 to 1206 code for a protein of 401 amino acids. Gene Ontology annotation, molecular function: protein dimerization activity; DNA-binding transcription factor activity. The record is from RefSeq and is a predicted model, not a curated record.
AUGAUGGCCGCAAACUUCAGCAACAACUUCGGGCCCAGCUCUCGCCAGCACCCUCACCUUCCGUCGCACCUCGCACCACUCCCUCCGCUCGAGCCUUCGGCCGACCGUCACCACGCUUUCCAUCUCGCCCACAACCAGACCAGGAGAGGCUCGACGGAUCCGAUCCUCCACGCAUCUCUCGCCGCCAAUGCUUCGGCGUCUGGUGGCAUGUCCCACGGCCUCGCAAAUGGCCAGGGAUCCUCGCUCAGCAGUCCGAGUCCCUUCGACAUGCCCAGGCGAAGGAGCAUCCAAAUCGAACCCGCCAUGCCUUCCGGCCACGGAAGCCCAUUUGCCAGCCCGAGCCACACCGGACUUCACUCGUCGCGCUUCAUCAGCCAGAACAACAGCCCCGCGCCCCUCGUCGGGCAGGCCCAGGCCGACGAAGGUUCCACCCUGCCACCCAUGGGCGGAACGGGCUCCGGCUCAGAACAAGAUGGAACUCGACACGCGCAGGUGCAGUCCAACUACCAGUUCGGCAGCUACGCGACGCCACCUAACCCGGACGCAGUCUACCGACACGACGACGCCAGCAAGAGUCACCUCUCGCGCGUCCCGACCGUCAGCGCCCCGGACGGCGAUGGCGGGGGCGAGCUGAUCGAGAACGGCGGGCCGAUGCACACCGUCGAUGGCUCGAGGAGAUCAUCGGCGAGCGGACUCGGUUCCAAGCUGCUCGGCGUCGACAAGGAUGCCAAGCCGUACAGCCGAAGCCCCGAGCUCCGGGUCAGCCACAAGCUGGCGGAGCGCAAGAGGCGAAAGGAGAUGAAGGAGCUCUUUGACGACCUCCGAGACCAGCUGCCCGUCGACAAGGGGCCAAAGACGAGCAAGUGGGAGAUUCUGAGCAAAGCUGUCGACCACAUUGCCCAGGUGACCAAGGAAAAGGAGGAUCUCGAGGCCGAGGUUGCGGCGCUACGGGCGCAGCUCGGCGGCACGGGCGGCGGCAACGCCAAGUCGCACGGCUACUCGAACGCCAUGAACGGCGGCCGAAGCGGGUACACCAAAUCGGACGACCAGGGGCAGUUUGCGCAUCCCGGGUCGGGCUACGCCUCGCACCACGCGGCGCCACAGGCUGGCCCUGCGCAACAGCAGCACAUCGACAACGGAGGCCAGCACCACAUGAUGAUGAACUAUGCCGAGUCGUCGCAGCGCACGCAAAACGGCGGCCGAUAA